Messenger RNA from Pygocentrus nattereri (red-bellied piranha), 4208 nucleotides. It is a transcript of the gene smc2, whose product is annotated as structural maintenance of chromosomes 2. Gene Ontology annotation, molecular function: ATP hydrolysis activity; protein binding; ATP binding. Gene Ontology annotation, biological process: chromosome organization. NCBI's taxonomy places the organism in Eukaryota, Metazoa, Chordata, Actinopteri, Characiformes, Serrasalmidae. Gene Ontology annotation, cellular component: chromosome. The transcript has 24 exons. Bases 181 to 3786 code for a protein of 1201 amino acids. The record is from RefSeq and is a predicted model, not a curated record.
UGUCUCGCGCCAAUUUUCAACUUUUCAAGUCGUUCCGUCAGAGAAGAGAGGAGUCGAGGGAGGAGAGGAGAAGAGAGGAGAUCGCUAUCCGGCGGCUAUUGCAGGCUCAUUUCCCGAUCGGUCGUGUUCGCAGACGCGUUGCUGAGGACUGUGGUGCCGUUAGCAGGGAGCUGAUUCGAAAUGUACAUUAAGUCUAUUGUGCUGGAGGGCUUCAAGUCCUACGCAGAGCGAACCGAGAUCAGCGGCUUCGACCCGCUUUUCAACGCCAUCACUGGACUGAACGGCAGCGGAAAGUCCAACAUACUCGACUCCAUCUGCUUUCUCCUCGGCAUUUCCAAUUUAUCACAAGUCAGAGCGACUAACCUCCAAGACUUGGUAUACAAAAAUGGACUUGCUGGAAUCACUAAAGCAACAGUGUCCAUUACUUUUGACAAUUCCAACAAGAAACAGAGCCCACUGGGGUUUGAAACCCAUGAUGAGAUCACUGUAACCAGACAGGUGGUUAUAGGUGGGCGAAAUAAGUACCUCAUCAAUGGCGUGAAUGCGAACAAUAUGCGGGUCCAGGACCUCUUCUGCUCGGUGGGCCUGAAUGUCAACAAUCCCCAUUUUCUUAUUAUGCAGGGACGAAUCACCAAGGUUCUGAAUAUGAAACCACCAGAGAUUCUGGCCAUGAUUGAGGAGGCUGCUGGUACCAGGAUGUAUGAAUGCAAGAAAAUCAGUGCUCAGAAAACCAUUGAGAAGAAAGAUGCCAAACUGAAAGAGAUUCAGACGAUCCUGGAUGAGGAGAUCACACCUGCUAUGGAGAAACUGAAGGAGGAGCGUUCUUCUUACCUGGAGUACCAGAAGCUGAUGAGGGAGAUUGAGCAUCUGAGCCGGCUGUACGUGGCGUGGCAGUUUGUGUGUGCGGAAGAGACCAAACUGAAGUCUGCUGAGGACCUGCAGUUGAUGCAGGCCUCAAUCAGCGAGCUCCAAGAGACCAUGCAGCAGAAUGCUGCCCGCAUCCAGGUGCUCAGUGAGGAGAUUAAAGCACUGGAACGAAGCAGGGACAAGGAGGUAGCAGGAGUGUUGAAGACUCUGGAGGAGACUCUGGCUGAAGCACAAAGAGUGGAUACAAAAGCUCAGAGUGCUCUUGACCUGAAAAAACAAAACCUCAAGGAUGAGACCAAGAAAAGGAAAGAGCUUGUGAAAAACAUGGAGGAGGAUAAGAAAAUGAUGGCAGCAAAAGAAAGUGAGGUUGCCAAGGCAAUGGAGCGACUGAAGGCUGUGCAGGAGGAGGGUCAGAAGGAUGCGGAAGCGUUGGAGGCAGCGCAGCAGCACUUCAAGGCGGUGUCAGCUGGACUGUCGUCCAAUGAGGAUGGAGAGGAGGCCACACUGGCGGGCCAGAUGAUGACAUGCAAGAAUGACAUGAGCAAAGCAGAGACGGAGGCCAAACAAGCACAGAUGAAGCUGAAGCAUGCUCAGCAGGAGCUAAAGACUAAACAGGCCCAGGUUAAGAAGAUGGACAGCGGAUAUAAGAAGGACCAAGAUGCCUUUGAGGACGUACAGAAAUGCAGAGACAAGCUACAGACUGAACUGCAGAAACUCAACUAUGAAGAUGGACGAGAGGAGCGUCUGAUGGAGCAAAAGAGACGGCUGUCUUGUGAGGUCAACCAGCUUAGAGAACAAUAUGAGUCCUUCAUGGGUCAGUUUCCCAACCUCCGUUUUGAGUACAAGGACCCUGAAAGGAACUGGGACCGCAGUAAAGUAAAGGGUCUGGUGGCAAACCUCUUCACAGUGACCGAUGUGUCUAACGCUACAGCUCUGGAAGUUGUUGCAGGGGGUCGACUCUACAACGUUGUGGUGGACAAUGAGGUAACUGGAAAGAAGAUUCUGGAAAAAGGUGAACUGAAACGCAGAUAUACCAUCAUCCCUCUGAACAAGAUCUCAGCACGGACACUCAAUGACAAAGUGGUCAAUUCUGCUAAAGACCUGGUGGGGGAGGAUAAUGUGCACACUGCUCUGUCAUUGGUUGGUUAUGAGUCAGAGUUGCGUAAAGCAAUGGAGUAUGUGUUUGGAACUACACUGGUUUGCGAUACUCUGGACAAUGCUAAGAAAGUUGCUUUUGAUAAGCGCGUCAGCACCAAGACGGUCACUCUCGGAGGAGACGUAUUUGAUCCACAGGGAACACUAACCGGAGGUGCUCGUGCUCAGACAGCAUCAGUGCUCUCAAAGCUGGCAGAAGUGAAAGAUGUCCAGGACAGUCUGAGGGCCAAAGAGGCAGAGCUUGUUGCUGUGGAAACUGAUCUCAGCAGCCUCAAAGGAACAGCUGAAAAGUAUCGGCAGCUGAAGCAGCAGUUGGACCUGAAGACAGAGGAGGCUCAGAUACUAGAGACCAAACUACAACAGAGCUCCUUCCACAAACAGCAGGAGGAACUGGAGAACCUCCGCAAGACUAUCGAGGAGAGUGAGGAGACGCUUAAGAAGACUAAGGAGGUGCAGAAAAAGGCAGAGGAAAAAUACAAGGUAUUGGAGAACAAGAUGAAGAAUGCAGAAGCAGAAAGGGAGAAAGAACUGAAAGCAGCUCAGCAGAAGCUCAACCAGGCCAAGAGCAAAGCAGAUGCUUACAAUAAAAAGCUCAAGGAGAGACAACAGGAAGCUGAUGCUGUUGCCCUAGAGCUGGAGGAGCUGAAGCGAGAGCAGGCUGGCUAUGAACAGCAGAUCCAGGCUGUAGACGAAGCCAUGAAAGCCAUACAGGAACAAAUCGCUGCCAUGACAACCGAGGUUGCAGCCAAUAAGGAAUCUGUGCGGGAAGCACAGGAGCAGCUGUCCCAGCAGAAGGAAGUGAUUUUGGGACAAGAGAGAGAAAUCAAAGGAAAGACUGAAGAAGCCAACCGGCUCAGAGAACAAAACAAUGAUGCCCAGCUCAAAAUUAAAGAGCUCGAACACAACAUCAGUAAACACAAGAAGGACAGUGCAGAUGCUGCUGCUAGAGUGACACGUAUGCUGGCUGAGAACGACUGGAUCUCAUCUGAACGGCAUCUCUUUGGCCAGCCCAACUCCGCAUACGACUUUAACACAAACAGCCCAAAAGAAGCUGGUCAGAGGUUGAAAAGACUGGAAGAGACCAAAGACAAAUUGGAGAGGAACAUCAACCGCAGAGCCAUGAAUAUGCUCAGUGAGGCUGAGGAGAGGUACAACGAUCUGAAGAAAAAGAAGAGGAUUGUGGAAAACGAUAAGGCAAAGAUUCUGGAGACUAUCAAGGAGUUGGACCAAAAGAAGAAUGAAGCGCUUAAUGUGGCCUGGCAAAAGGUGAAUAAGGAUUUUGGCUCCAUCUUCUCCACUCUGCUGCCAGGGGCAAACGCUCGGUUGGCCCCACCUGAAGGGUGUGGUGUCCUAGAUGGACUGGAGUUCAAGGUGGCUCUUGGAAACACUUGGAAGGAGAACUUGACUGAGCUCAGUGGAGGUCAAAGGUCUCUUGUGGCGCUCUCUUUGAUUUUGGCUAUGUUGCUGUUUAAACCUGCUCCUAUCUACAUCUUGGACGAAGUGGACGCUGCUCUGGACCUCUCACACACGCAGAACAUCGGACAGAUGCUGCGCACACACUUCACACACUCUCAGUUUGUGGUGGUGUCGCUGAAGGAUGGAAUGUUCACCAACGCCAACGUGCUCUUCAAGACAAAGUUCGUGGACGGUGUUUCCACAGUGACGCGUACAGCACAGACACACGAGGGCAAAGUCCUGGCCCAGCGUGCCCAGGAUAAAGCCAAGGCUAAGGACAAACGGCAGCGGCAGAUACUUGCUAGUUAAAUGCGCUCGUGUGUGUAGUUUUGCUUGCAGAGCACUAACUCAAGCGUAUACCUAAACGGCUUCUUUGCUCAAAAACGCGUAAAUAUAUUCAUGGUCCAGUACCUUCUCCUGAGUUCUGCUUCUCCUCUUUAUACCUUGAUUUUGACUCCUUGCCUGAAACCUCUGUACAUUCUAGAACUGAUUUUUGAAAUGAGAUAUUGCAGCCGCUUGUAAGGUAACAUCAUGUUCCAACAGAGUGCUUGGCUGAGGGGCUUGAAAUGGAGACUCUUGUUUUUUGUGGUGUGUGUAUGUGUUCAUAUUUUCUGUCCAACAUCUUAUAACACACUCUCUACUCUGUUAGGCUACUCUCUGAAUUGCAAACAUUUUAUUCCUUAAUUAUUCUUGAUUUUAUACUGUUUUCAAUAAAUGAAUUUCUAGUUGAA